UAUGCAAAACGCUACCGUCUACGCUUCUUCUCUCUCCGUAUCCCCGGUAAAUUCUUCAGUCAAUUGUUCGUCACUCAAAUUUUUUUUUUCUUCAAUUUUUUAAUCCACGAACUCACUUCUUCUGCUACGGUCAAAUGCAAACCCUAACAAUCCCUGUAAUUUCUCAAUUGCAAUGACGAUCUCCUCAUCUCUGGUAGUUGGAAUGCACAUCAGAUAGAUGCCAGAUAAUGUGGAUAAUCUAUAUGAGUUUGUUGGUUCAACUUGGAGAAGCUGCUCGUUUUUAAGUAUUUCGCUUUGCAACUUACUUUCAAGGCAUUGCAGGGAUCUGGUUGGCUUUCCUUUCAAGAGUUCUUAUACUAAUAUUGCUGAAGCAGUUCGAAUAAAUUUCAUUGAAGGAAGGAAGAGGGACAAUUCAACACCAGUGUCUACGAUGAAUCUUAUAGAUAUCAGUUCUGACAGUGAUUUGAUGAUAGAUGAUGAUGAAGACUUUGACUUUGACUUUGACUCAUCACCUGUAAGGAGUUCUGCCGACUCUAGAAAACUUCCAUCUUGGGCUGUUACAGCUGACACCAAUGCCAGGAGUACGGGCUAUGGUGGGCAAACUCAAAAAGCUACAUCUCCAAAAAGAACGAAUGGUACUAAUGGGAGUGCAUCAAAUUGGCAUACUUCUCAAGCAGAUGAUUCUCUGCAUCUUAUAGAAAAUGGGAACGCGGGUCUUCCUCGGACUGUUAAUUCACGAAUUGCUAAUGUUUCCGGUAGAGAUUAUGAGAAACUUUCAUCUCAACAGGCUUUUAAGAGGACCCUUCCACCUUCUCUUCAUAGAUCUCCAAUCAGUAGUAAAUCGAACAACUUAGGAGAGGGUGCUAGCAGCAGCCACACUCGAGAUAUUUACGGAAAUACAUACCAUCCAGCAGUGCCAAGUUCAAGUCAUGGUAAGGGCUAUAUGAGGGACACCUACGGCAGAGGAAAUUAUGAGGAGAGUAUGAUGUAUGAAAACAAUGGAAGUAGGACACUACCUUCAUCUUUGAUGCAUGGAAAGUCUACACCUUUUGGACAAUUUGGUUCUAGUGACCCGUCAUACCGUCCCAUGGCUGGCGAAGAAGGGGUUGCUGGGAGUGAUGAGAGGCUGAUUUAUCAAGCAGCACUAGAGGAACUCAAUCAACCAAAAGUUGAAGCUAAUCUACCAGAUGGUCUGUUGUCUGUGCCUCUUCUAAGACACCAGAAGAUUGCAUUAGCGUGGAUGAUUCAGAAGGAAACAAGAAGCUUGCAUUGUUUAGGAGGAAUUCUAGCUGAUGAUCAGGGGCUUGGUAAAACUGUUUCAAUGAUUGCCCUCAUACAAUUGCAGAAGGCAUUGCAAAGAAAAUCAAAACCUGAAGAUCAAUCUAAUAAAAAAUCUGAAGCGUUAAAUUUAGAUGAUGAUGAUGAGAAUGAUCGUCCUGGUUUAGAUGAAGUUAAGCAAAGUAGAGACUCUGAUGAUAUCAAACCAGUUCCAGGAAAUAAUAUCAAGAGACGUAGGCCAGCUGCAGGUACACUGGUUGUGUGUCCAGCAAGUAUUCUCCGGCAAUGGGCCGGGGAAUUAAGAGACAAAGUUGCAGAUGAAGCUCAACUUUCUUAUCUUAUUUAUCAUGGAGGCACUCGGACAAAGGAUCCUGUUGAAGUGGCAAAGUAUGAUGUCAUUCUUACCACUUACGCCAUUGUAACUAAUGAAGUCCCAAAGCAACCUAUGGUUAAUGAGGAUGAGGCAGAUGAAAAGGAUGGGGAAAAGUUUGGAGUGUCUUCUGAAUUUGCAAUUAAUAAGAAGAGAAAGAAUACAGCUACAGCUAAUAAGAAGAGGAAGAAGGGUAGGAACGGAAUGGAUGGUUGUUCAAAUGAUUAUGAUAGUGGUCCACUUGCUAGGGUUAGUUGGUCUAGGGUGAUACUAGAUGAAGCUCAAACAAUAAAAAAUCAUCGAACACAAGUCGCUAGAGCUUGCUGCAGCCUUCGUGCCAAAACAAGGUGGUGCUUGUCUGGAACACCUAUUCAAAAUGCCGUUGAUGAUUUGUAUAGCUACUUCAGGUUUCUUAGAUAUGAACCUUAUGCUUUGUAUAAGUCAUUCUACACCACAAUAAAGGUUCCAAUAUCUAGAAAUUCAAUUCAAGGUUACAAGAAGCUACAAGCAGUUCUUAGGGCAGUAAUGCUGCGUCGUACAAAAGGAACACUGAUUGAUGGGGAACCCAUAGUAAAGUUACCACCAAAAACAAUUUGUUUGACAAAGGUAGACUUUUCGGCUGAGGAGCGGGCUUUCUAUACCCGUCUAGAAGCUGAUUCACGUUCUAAAUUCAAGGCUUAUGCUGCUGCUGGCACAUUGAACCAAAACUAUGCAAACAUUCUUUUGAUGCUUUUGCGACUUCGUCAGGCUUGUGACCACCCUCUUCUUGUAAAAGGUAUUAAUUCCGACUCCUUUGGAAAAGAUUCUGUAGAUAUGGCAAAGAGACUCCCUCAUGAUAUGGUGAUUAAUCUGCUGGAUUGCUUGGAAUCUUCUCUUGCCAUCUGUCAUGUGUGCAAUGAUCCACCUGAGAACCCUGUUGUUACCAUGUGUAGCCAUGUUUUCUGCUAUCAAUGUGUGUCAGAGCACUUGACUGGGGAUGAUAAUACCUGCCCUGCUAAUGGCUGUAAAGAACAGCUUGGUUCUGAUGUUGUUUUCUCUGAAGCUACUUUGAUAAGCUGUAUGUCUGACAAAAUUGAUGCUGGUCCUAAGCAUACUGGAUUCGAUGAUAGAUCAAUGGUCCUGCAGAAUGAUUAUAGUUCAUCAAAAAUUAGGGCAGUUAUUGAGAUCCUCCAGUCUCAUUUGAGGAGUCCAAGCCCGGAAUUAGAUGGUUCUGCAGGAUGUAAUGGACCACCAACGGCGGGACCAAAAAAAACAAUUAUUUUCUCGCAGUGGACAAGCAUGUUGGACCUGGUUGAGUUUUCACUGAAUCAGUUUUGUAUACAGUAUAGGAGGCUUGAUGGCACAAUGAGUUUGGCUGCAAGAGACAGGGCAGUGAAAGAUUUCAACAAUGAUCCUGAGGUGACUGUGAUGAUAAUGUCACUGAAAGCAGGAAAUCUUGGGUUGAACAUGGUUGCUGCGUGUCAUGUUAUUCUUUUGGAUCUAUGGUGGAAUCCAACAACUGAAGAUCAAGCUAUUGAUCGAGCACAUAGAAUUGGUCAGACUCGUCCUGUAACUGUAACCCGACUCACUGUUAAAGAUACAGUUGAAGACAGAAUAUUGGCUCUCCAGGAAGAAAAGAGAAGAAUGGUUGCAUCUGCAUUUGGCGAAGAUGGAAGUGGGGGCACAGUCACUCGCCUGACACCUGAAGACCUCAAAUAUUUAUUUAUGGGACACAGUGCUUAAUGAGCUUUCCGUCCAUAUGGCGAUAUAUGUUUAUGUAGGAGAUGUGUUUCAGGAGCGAAGAUGAUAGUUGACCAUUAAGGAUAGAGGAGGGAACCGGUGGCUGCACUUGUAAGGCCACGUAAGUUGUGGGUCGUUUUGAAACCAUGGGCAUGGUAAAUUUUUGGGUGGCAAUUGUUCUUCUUUUGUUUGUGUUUUUGUUUUUUUACCAUGUUCUGAGCCCUGAAAAAGGCAUUUUUGUUUGAUCAAGUGCAGCGGAAAGCCGGCUAAAGUCACCUGUAAAUAUACUUAAUUGUUAUUCUCUAGCAAAUAAUAUAGCAGUUAGUUCGUGUAGUCA
Messenger RNA from Mercurialis annua (annual mercury), 3704 nucleotides. Its product is annotated as helicase-like transcription factor CHR28. The record is from RefSeq and is a predicted model, not a curated record. Lineage: Eukaryota; Viridiplantae; Streptophyta; Magnoliopsida; Malpighiales; Euphorbiaceae. The transcript is spliced from 12 exons. Gene Ontology annotation, molecular function: ATP-dependent chromatin remodeler activity; ATP binding; metal ion binding. Bases 218 to 3370 code for a protein of 1050 amino acids.